AGGGCCUUUUGGGGGGGAACUGGUCCAUUUGAUUGGCUUACUUGCUUACAACACGUGUCAGCAUGCAACACUCCUCAUCGGAGGAAGAGGACAAAAAGCUUCUGGUAAAAGGGUAGUCGUAUCGUAUAUAACGAACUGAACAGCUACAAACGAGAACGGAAGACGCAGAGCGAAAGUAGCAACUGAUCGAGAGGGGUUGGCCUUCCAGAAGGGGUUGAUCCGUCAUUUCAAUUCCUCUCCCCCCUCCUUCAAAAAUUUCGCGCGACGUCCGCUGCCUGCUACCGAUCCUAUUAAGAGAUACAGCGAGAAGGCAAGAAAGAUAGAUUGAGCGAGCCCCGACGCAGACACACAGAUAGAGAGAGUGAGGGGCGAGGCGGCUAUGGCAGCUUCGAACGGGAGUGAGUACUUCGAGUACGAGAUAGAGAGCGGAGCUGAAUCUCUGGCACGGCCGUCUAACGCAGAGUCCGUGGCAGAGGAUGAGAAUGAGCUCUGGUGGGCGGCCAUUGAGCGUUUGCCAUCAGCAAAGCAGCUGAACAUGGCGGUGAUGAGGCGGGCCACAUCGGAGCGAGCUGGAGGCAAUGGAGCAGCUGACACAAUCGAUGUCAGGAAGCUCGACCGCUCCAACAGAGAGCUUGUCGUAAAGAAAGCCCUGGCCACGACCGAUCAGGAUAACUACAGGCUCCUCUCUGCAAUCAAAGAGCGCCUUGAUCGAGUGGGACUGGAUGUGCCAAAGGUUGAGAUCAGAUUCCAGAACUUGAACAUCGUCGCCAAUGUUCAAACUGGUUCAAGAGCCUUGCCAACGCUGUGGAAUUAUACCCGUGACCAGUUCGAAAACAUUUUGACUGGCCUGAGGAUAUUUCGACCUAAAAGGCACUCUUUAACGAUCCUAAACAAUGUCAGUGGCGUUAUCAAACCCGGAAGGAUGACAUUACUUCUAGGACCCCCAGGAUCUGGGAAAUCUACCUUGCUUUUAGCUCUGGCAGGGAAACUUGAUCACGGCUUAAAGAAAACUGGAACCAUAAAAUACAACGGAGUUGAGCUUAAUGAUUUCUGCGUCCAAAGGACUUCUGCGUACAUAAGCCAGACAGACAAUCACAUCGGGGAACUGACAGUUCGAGAAACCUUUGAUUUUGCUGCUAGAUGUCAAGGUGCAAGUGAAGGCUUUGCAGGAUACAUGAAGGAUUUGACCCAUUUGGAGAAACAGAAAAACAUCCGUCCUAGCCCGGAGAUUGAUGCUUUUAUGAAGGCAUCAUCCGUUGGUGGUAAAAAGCACAGCAUUUCAACAGAUUACAUCUUGAAAGUGCUUGGCCUCGACAUCUGCUCGGACACGAUAGUUGGUAGUGACAUGAUGAGAGGUGUUUCUGGAGGCCAAAGAAAAAGAGUCACCACAGGUGAAAUGAUUGUCGGGCCCAGAAAAACUCUUUUCAUGGAUGAAAUAUCGACAGGACUAGACAGCUCUACAACAUAUCAAAUAGUAAAGUGUGUCCGGAACUUGGUUCACUUUAUGGACGCAACUGUACUGAUGGCUCUGCUUCAGCCUGCACCGGAGACAUUUGAACUGUUUGAUGACCUGGUGCUUUUGUCAGAAGGAUAUAUCGUAUACGAAGGCCCUCGGGAAGAUGUACUAGAAUUUUUUGAGUCAUUGGGAUUUCGUUUGCCCCCGCGGAAGGGAAUUGCAGAUUUUCUCCAAGAGGUUACCUCGAGAAAAGAUCAAGCUCAGUACUGGGCAGAUCAGUCCAAACCAUAUGAAUUUAUACCAGUCCCAAAAAUCGCAGAAGCUUUCACAAAUUCCAGGUUUGGAAAGUCUGUGCACUCCGCGCUCUCCGUUCCGUAUGACAGGUCCAAGAGCCAUCCUACAGCUCUGUCGAAGACAAAUUAUGCUGUCUCAAGAUGGGAGCUUUUUAAAACAUGCUUUGCACGAGAACUCCUGCUUAUCGGCAGGCACCGUUUUCUUUAUACGUUCCGCACCUGUCAGGUUGCUUUUGUUGGAUUUGUAACUUGCACGAUUUUUUUACGGACAAGAAUCCAUCCUACUGACGAGAUAAAUGGCAACCUGUACCUCUCUUGCCUUUUCUUUGGGCUGGUGCACAUGAUGUUUAAUGGAUUUUCUGAGCUACCUAUAAUGAUAUCUCGGCUUCCGGUGUUCUACAAGCAAAGAGACAAUCUAUUCCAUCCUGCAUGGGCAUGGUCUCUUUCCAGUUGGAUUCUACGGAUCCCAUACUCAGUGGUUGAAGCUGUUGUAUGGUCCUGCGUGGUGUACUAUACAGUUGGUUUUGCCCCAGCCCCUGGCAGGUUCUUCCGCUUCAUGCUUCUGCUCUUUGCAGUGCACCAGAUGGCCUUGGGUCUCUUCAGGAUGAUGGCUGCAAUAGCUCGAGAUAUGGUCAUUGCAAAUACAUUUGGAUCGGCCGCCCUACUAAUUAUAUUCUUAUUGGGUGGAUUUAUCCUUCCAAAGAAUGUUAUUAAACCAUGGUGGGUUUGGGGAUUUUGGGUGUCCCCCCUAUCAUAUGCACAACGUGCAGUAUCAGUCAAUGAAUUUACUGCAACAAGGUGGACGGAGAAAUCUGCAGUUGGGAAUAGUGCCAUCGGGUACAAUGUUCUCCAGUCACACGGUUUACCUUCUGGAGAUUACUGGUACUGGCUUGGAGUUGGUGUAUUGAUAGCCUAUGCUUUGCUAUUCAAUAACCUGGUGACCUUAGCCUUGGCUUACCUUAAUCCUCUCAGCAAGGCUCAAACUGUGAUUCCAACAGAUGCAACUGAAGAAGGUUCUGCAGCUAACGUUGGGACUCGUCCAAACUCCAGAUCAAGUCCAAGAUCUGGGGAGGGCAACAAACAGAAGGGAAUGAUUCUCCCAUUUCAACCAUUGACAAUGACUUUCUAUAAUGUCAACUACUUUGUUGACAUGCCACCGGAGAUGCGUGCUCAAGGAAUAACGGAAAAGAAGCUACAGCUUUUAUCUGAUGUUAGUGGAGUGUUCUCUCCGGGUGUACUUACUGCAUUGGUUGGUUCAAGUGGAGCGGGAAAGACCACUCUGAUGGAUGUCCUCGCGGGAAGAAAAACUGGUGGAUAUAUAGAAGGGGACAUCAAGAUAUCUGGUUACCCAAAAGAACAACAUACUUUUGCGAGAAUUUCUGGAUAUGUUGAGCAGAAUGACAUACACUCCCCGCAAGUUACAGUUGAGGAGUCUCUCUGGUUUUCUUCAAGUCUACGGCUUCCAAAGGAAGUCAACAGGGAGAAACGACGUGAAUUCGUGGAAGAGGUCAUGAAAUUAGUUGAGCUGGAUACCCUGAGGAAUGCUUUGGUCGGUUUGCCUGGUAGCACGGGCUUAUCAACGGAACAGAGGAAGCGUUUGACUAUUGCAGUGGAGCUCGUAGCAAAUCCUUCUAUUAUUUUCAUGGAUGAACCGACGUCCGGCCUUGAUGCAAGAGCAGCGGCCAUUGUGAUGAGAACUGUUCGUAACACUGUUGAUACUGGAAGAACUGUAGUUUGUACUAUUCAUCAACCAAGUAUCGACAUUUUCGAAGCUUUUGAUGAGCUGCUUCUCAUGAAACGUGGGGGACGAGUAAUAUAUGGUGGGAAGCUUGGUAAGAAUUCGGAGGUCUUGAUAGACUACUUUCAGAAAAUUCCCGGAGUCAGUCCGAUCCCUGAUGGCUAUAAUCCAGCAACUUGGAUGCUUGAAGUGACUACGCCUGCUGCUGAAGAGAGAAUAGGUGCAGAUUUUGCUGAUAUAUAUAGAAAGUCACAGCAAUUCAGGGCGGUGGAAGUUUCAAUUCAAGAGAUGAGCAUCCCACCUGCUGGUUCAGAGCCCUUAAGAUUUGACACGGUCUACGCACAAAAUGGAUUCUCUCAGCUUCGGACAACCCUUUGGAAACAAAAUCUUGUGUACUGGAGAAGCCCACAUUACAAUGCUGUGAGGAUAUUUUUCACCACGCUGAGUGCCUUGAUCCUAGGUUCCGUCUUCUGGAACAUUGGUUCAAAGAGGGAAUCAACUCAAGAUCUAUUCGUUGUCAUGGGAGCCCUUUAUUCAGCAUGCAUGUUUCUCGGUGUCAGCAAUGCAUCUUCCGUGCAACCGAUUGUCUCCAUUGAGAGGACUGUCUUCUACAGGGAGAAAGCAGCGGGAAUGUAUUCUCCUAUCCCCUAUGCAUUGGCCCAGGGCCUGGUGGAGAUGCCGUACGUUCUGUUGCAGACAAUAGUAUAUGGCGUCAUCACAUAUUUCAUGAUUAAUUUUGAAAGGACAGCCCGGAAGUUCUUCCUUUACCUCGUUUUCAGUUUUCUUACCUUCUCCUACUUCACCUUCUACGGCAUGAUGGCUGUUGGCCUCACUCCCACGCAACACUUGGCGGCUGUCAUCUCUUCUGCUUUCUACUCUCUGUGGAAUCUUCUAUCGGGAUUUCUCAUCCCCAAAUCUAGUAUCCCGGUGUGGUGGUUAUGGUUCUACUACAUCUGCCCGAUUGCAUGGACGCUGAGGGGCAUUAUUACCUCUCAACUCGGGGAUGUGGACACGAAGCUUGUGGGGCUGGGAUUUGAGGCCAGCGUCAAGGAGUAUCUAGAGUCGUAUCUCGGCUAUGGGCCUGGAAUGAUCGGAGUUUCAGUUGCUGUACUCGUGGGCUUUAAUCUCUUCUUCUUCGCUGUGUUCGCAGUCUCCGUUAAGGUCCUCAACUUCCAGAGAAGAUGAGCAGAUGGAUAUUCAUUCCGCAGUGAUUAGGGUCAAUGGGUGAAGCAGCCGGGGAAAUUUUUAAUUACAUCCUCAAUGGUCAAUUUUGGACUGUUGGCAGGCAUUUAAAUGUGGGCUACGAGGAUGACAUUUAUUAAGCUUCUAGCGACUCGAUACACACAGUUCGAUUUAGAUGCUAGUUUGUUGCUCCUCUGCCGCUGCGUACGCACGCAUGCACGCCCAUCUCGUCGUAGACGCCCUGAAGUUAAAUGCCAAAUCGAUCAAGGACCGGGGAGCCAAAGAACUCUGUCAUGAUUUGUAAAGAAACAUGUCUACGGGGAGAACUCCUCCUCGCGGAAGAGAACUGCUGCGGUGUCUGUUCUUUUUCCCCCCAUGCGAUUUCAUUUCGUAGGAUUUUUAUGGUUGUAGACAGACGCGAGUUGUCAAGCAUGCUACCGCUUUGAUAUUGUUUGAUGAAUCCUUUUUCAAACUUUAUAAUCUCGUUCUAAUUGAAUCUAACACUUUGUUUGGGAGUUUUUAGGAGAGGGAGAAGAAAGGAAAGGAGAGGAAAUGGAAAUGGAGGGGAAUGCAUAUCUUGUUUAGGAGAUUUUUAGGGAAAGAGAAGAAUGGAGAGGAGAGUUAAUGAAACAAAAGUAUAUUAUAAGACAAUUAUACCUUCAUUAAUUUUUAAUUA
Messenger RNA from Punica granatum (pomegranate), 5345 nucleotides. NCBI's taxonomy places the organism in Eukaryota, Viridiplantae, Streptophyta, Magnoliopsida, Myrtales, Lythraceae. The record is from RefSeq and is a predicted model, not a curated record.